AUGACAGGGAGCAAAGGCUCUUUCACCAUUUCCACCAGCCCUGUGCUAGCCCGCUCAGGCGCGUGCGCCGCCAAGACCAAGCCCACCACCGCUGGGCGCCGGCUGGGUGAGUGGUGGGCAAGCAACCUCAGCGGGGCGGAGCGGGGCCCGGGGAAUGCAUUUGCUGAAAGGAUACUCCACCCACGGCCAUUCGGGAGCAACUGGGAUCUGGCCUUCAGAGCCCAGAAGCUGAAAUGGGUUGGCCCCGGGGGCCUGGCACCACAGAUGGAGACAUGUCCCGAGUGUGCACAUCAGGACAGGGGGCAGGCGCUAGUCCGCCGGCAGCCCCCAGCCCCCCAGAGCCUGCGUGAAACGUUGAAGGGCCGGCUGCGGCGGAACUGCACGUGUCGUAGACAGCAGGCCUGGGAGCUGGUGCAGGACCUGGUGCCCGCUGUGCGCUGGCUGCCUCAGUACAGCCUGCAGGAGUACCUGGCAGGGGACGUCAUGUCCGGACUGGUCAUCGGCAUCAUCCUGGUACCUCAGGCCAUCGCCUACUCGCUCCUGUCAGGGUUGCAGCCCAUAUACAGCCUCUAUACCUCCUUCUUCGCCAACCUCAUCUACUUCCUCCUGGGCACCUCCCGCCAUGUGUCCGUGGGCAUCUUCAGCCUGCUCUGCCUCAUGGUGGGUCAGGUGGUGGACCGUGAGCUCCAGCUGGCCGGCUUAGACCCCGCUCAGGAUGGCCUGCGGCCAGGGGCCAAUGAUAGCAUCCUCAAUGUCUCAGCCACUGGGCUGGCACUUGGGCCUGACUGCGGACGGAACUGCUACGCCAUCCGCGUCGCUACUGCCCUCACGCUGGUGGUUGGAAUUUACCAGGUCCUCCUGGGUGUCCUCCGGCUGGGCUUCCUGUCCACCUACCUCUCACCACCACUGCUCGAUGGCUUUGCCAUGGGGGCCUCCCUGACGAUCCUGACCUCACAGGUCAAGCACCUGCUGGGCGUACGGGUCCCACGGUACCAGGGUCCCGGGAUGGUGUUAAGCACAUGGCUGAGUCUGCUACAAAACUUGGGCCAGUCCAACGUGUGUGAUGUGGUCACCAGCGCCGUGUGCCUGCUCCUGCUGCUGGUUACCAAGGAGCUCUCGGACCGCUACCGGCACCGCCUGAAGGUGCCACUGCCCAUGGAGCUGGUGGUCAUCGUGGCAGCCACACUCGCCUCCCACUUUGGGCAAUUUUACCAACGGUUUGGCUCCAGCGUGGCCGGCGACAUCCCUACUGGCUUCCUGGCCCCACAGGUGCCUGACCCAGAACUGAUGUGGCGAGUAGCACUGGACGCUGUCCCCCUGGCCCUCAUGGGUUCUGCCUUCUCUGUCUCGCUGGCAGAGAUGUUUGCCCGGAACCACGGCUACUCCGUCCGUGCCAACCAGGAGCUCCUGGCUGUGGGCUUCUGCAACGUGGUGCCCGCCUUCUUCCACUGCUUUGUCACCAGCGCCGCCCUGAGCAAAAGUCUGGUGAAGACGGCCACAGGUUGCCGCACGCAGGUGUCCAGCGUGGUCAGCGCUGCCGUGGUGCUGCUGGUGCUAGUGGCCCUGGCGCCGCUCUUUCGGGACCUGCAGAGAUGUGUCCUGGCAUGCAUCAUCAUCGUCAGCCUGCGGGGGGCCCUACGCAAGGUGGGAGACCUUCCGCAGCUGUGGCGGCUCAGCCCGGCCGACGCACUGGUCUGGGUGGCCACUGCGAUCACCUGCGUGCUGGUCAGCAUUGAGGCGGGACUGCUGGUGGGUAUGUUCAUUUCGCUGCUCAGCUUGGCCGGCCGCACACAGCGCCCACAUACAGCCCUGCUCGCACGCAUCCCCCGUUCUGCUUUGUACGAGGAUGUCACCGAGUUCGAGGGCCUGGUCCCUGAGCCAGGCGUGCGCAUUUUCCGCUUCACGGGGCCACUCUACUAUGCCAACAAGGACAUCUUCCUGCGGUCACUCUAUAGCCUCACAGGACUGGACGCAGGGCGUGAAGCUGCCAGGAAGCGAGGGCCGGACGGGAGGGCCAGCGGCCGCAAGCACCCAAACCCAGAGGGCACCACAUCAGCACUGAUGUCCCCAGAGGCCAGCUUCCACACAGUGGUCAUUGACUGUGCCCCACUGCUUUUCUUGGACAUGGCUGGACUGGCCACGCUGCAGGGCCUACACCAGGACUACAAAGUCCUGGGCAUUGCCAUGCUCCUUGCGGGCUGCAGCCGCUCGGUGAGGGCCAUGCUGAGGCAAGGUGGCUUCCUCGGGGAGAACGAGGCGGACACAGCUGAAGAGGAGCAGCUAUUCCACAGUGUGUACAGAGCUGUGCAGGUGGCUCGAGCCUGUCAUCAGGAGCUGACGGCUGCCGACUCAGUCCUCUAG
Molecule: messenger RNA, 2361 nt
Organism: Chrysochloris asiatica (Cape golden mole)
Lineage: Eukaryota; Metazoa; Chordata; Mammalia; Afrosoricida; Chrysochloridae
Gene: SLC26A1
Product: solute carrier family 26 (anion exchanger), member 1
Exons: 5
Coding region: 1-2361 (786 amino acids)
Biological process (GO): transmembrane transport
Cellular component (GO): membrane
Molecular function (GO): chloride transmembrane transporter activity; bicarbonate transmembrane transporter activity; oxalate transmembrane transporter activity
Source: RefSeq, a predicted model, not a curated record